Molecule: messenger RNA, 3316 nt
Organism: Dendroctonus ponderosae (mountain pine beetle)
Lineage: Eukaryota; Metazoa; Arthropoda; Insecta; Coleoptera; Curculionidae
Product: sodium/hydrogen exchanger 9B2
Exons: 12
Coding region: 924-2984 (686 amino acids)
Biological process (GO): proton transmembrane transport
Cellular component (GO): membrane
Molecular function (GO): antiporter activity
Source: RefSeq, a predicted model, not a curated record
CAGUAUUUUCCAAUCAUUCAAAGUUAUUGAUUUCCUAAACAUUUUGCUUGUAGCCAUAUGAACCAAACAUUUAGCCUGCAUUUAAGCAAACCCCCUAGCAUUGUUACUAAUCCCAUUUACUUCAUUGUUCCAGGCAAUUUUAAUUAUUUAAAGGCCACUUUCAAUAUUCAGAUUGAGUGCUGGAAAAAACACUUCUUUCCAGGUCCAUUCUAUAUGCAUAUCGGGCAAACUGUUCGAUUAGAAUAAUCGUCAACUGACGUAACUGAAAACGUUUCGAAUGGGGGUACAUAUAUCAAUGAUAUACGCAGUAACAGAUACCGGUAAACAUUCAUUUAAAAUUCGCACUUUGCCUAUAAUCUGCCGAAUGCUUCUGAUGGUACUUAGCAGCAAAUUGAAACAAAUAACACAUUAAUUGAUAAUCGAUUAUAUUUUCUCUGGCUAAAUAAAGCACCUUUACUAAGUCGAUGAUAUAGUUUCAUAUAGUAAUUCAAAUAGUCGCGCGUUUACGGAGCCUGUGAUACAUUGUAACAACUUCAGAGGAAAGUUCAAAAAUAUAUAUUUUUCAUGUCAACAAGCCAAUUUCCAGUUGUCUCUCGUUGAAGCUCCGUUUAAGACGUUUCCAAGUUUUCAGCUUUUUUAAACUGAAAUCGGCCUGAAUAAAAAGGGUACUUAGAAAUGUUGGAGUGGAGUUAAAUUGUUAAUAAUCGUGAGAAAGUUCAACGUUCAAUAGUUUGCUUGAACUGGAGAAUGUGAAUUUUCAAGGUCUAAGUCAAAAAGAAUAGAUUUACUAUACCAUAGUUGGUUGGAUGAGAAGGGUAAGUAACUACUUUGAUGACGUUAAAGGACAAAUGCGUAUUGAUUUAAAGGAAAUUUCCUAAUUUCUAAAGAGCUCUUCAGAUACGUGAAUCAGUCAAACUUAAGUAAUGCAGACUAAUUCGUCAUUUUCAAUAUAUAAAAUGUCGGGGGAUCAAGAUCCGAACAACGUGUCUUCCAAUCCAUCACCAACAUCGAAUUUAGAACCAAACCACAACAAUAAUAGAAAGGUGAGCAUUCUAGAUCAUUACAUACAUGAUCGGGGAUAUGAAAAUCAUGCCUUUGAAUCGCCGACUCGGAGCCGAAAAGUCAGCACUCAGUCGGAACAUGCUGAGAUUGGCCCAGUUCGAAAAAAAAGCAUUUUGCAUCUUCAUGUGAAUAAUGCUUUUGAAAAGGAUGCCACCUUACGAUGUGAUAGUGCCAAUCGUCAAAUGGAUACCGAGCGGCAUAAGAAAUAUUCCACCACUGAAUCAAUUAAUUCGAAAAAUUCAGUUUACUCAAAGUCCUCCGUUUAUUCGCAAUCUGGCAAGUUUCCACAUGAAACAGAUGAUGACAGGUCUUGGUGGUAUAUUUUUUGCAUCAAAUGCCGCUCGCAAGAAUCGCACCCGUCAUGGCAGCCAACAGCAUGGCCUAAACUGUGCCCAUACCCAUUCUGCCCUACCUAUCGUCAGUUUUCCAGAAUCGUAGCUUUAGUUCUUUUAGGUGUAUUUUCGUGGUGUAUACUUUACGCCAUAGUAGGAGAAACGGCAGCACCUCCAAAUGGUAUCGUUUACCAAUUAAUCUUGCUCAGUAUCUGCGCACAUUUUGGAGGAUGGCUAAUGAGUCUCACAACGCUUCCGGCACUGAUUGGUAUGCUUUUUACGGGCGUUUUGCUCCAGAAUGUCGGCUGUGUAAAUAUCAACGAGAAUUUUUCGGAAAUUAAUAAGGAACUAAGGCAUAUAGCGUUGGUGAUUAUUCUAAUACGAGCUGGCUUAGAUUUGGAUCCACACGCUUUGAAGCGACUCAAAUACACGGUGAUCAAAAUUGGAUUGAUUCCUUGGCUCACUGAAGCUGCGGUAACUGCAGUUUUAUCAAAAUACUUCCUGGAAAUGCCUUGGGAUUAUUCUAUUCUUCUUGGAAGUAUUGUAGCUGCUGUUUCACCUGCUGUCGUUGUGCCUUGCUUAUUCAGAUUACGGUCCAAGGGCUACGGAGUAGCAAAAGGAAUUCCUACUCUGAUUAUCGCAGUAUCAGGAAUCGAUGAUGCAACUUCAGUGGCAAUUUUCGGGAUUGUUAAAAGCAUCAUGUUUUCCAACAGUGGCAUCGCCCAACUCAUUCUACAAGGACCAGUGUCAAUUUUUGGAGGACUUGCUUUCGGCGUUUUAUGGGGAAUUAUUUGCAAUUACACGCCUGAAAAACAUGAUCCAUUUAUGGUUCCUCUUCGAAUUCUCCUACUGCUAGUAGGGGGCACCGUCACCGUCCUCGGAAGCGAACUGAUCGGCUAUGGAGGAGCCGGACCUCUCGCUUGUGUAGCUGCAGCCUUCACAUGCCUGGUUUGCUGGACAAAACAAGGCUGGGAAAUCGAAGACAAUCCAGCAGCCACUGCCUUCGAAAUAUUCUGGAUGAUUUUUGAGCCGAUUUUAUUCGGCAUUACUGGUGCUCAAAUCAAGUUCUCCGCUCUGGAUGGAACCAUUGUGGCUAUCGGGAUUGGAAUUCUGGUUGCCGCCGUUUUGCUCCGGAUGGUAGUGACGGUUUUUGUCGCUAUUGGUUGCCAUUAUAAUUUGAAGGAGAAGAUCUUCAUUGCCUUUGCCUUGAUGGCUAAAGCCACAGUACAGGCUGCUUUGGGGCCGAUGGUUUUGGGCAUGCUGGAUGAUACCACUUCGGAAGAAUACGAUUACGCAAAUAAAAUCCUGAUGGUUUGCAUUUUAUCGAUAAUGGUAACAGCUCCAACUGGUGCCAUUCUGAUCACGAUUUCCGGACCAAGAUUGCUGACGAAAACCAAAAUACCUGCGAUUCCAGAAGGGUGGCGCAAGUCCCAUCGACCAUCGAUUAGAGACAUCAGCAUUAUCGAUGAAGAAGAGGAACGGGACGAUGUUGAAAGCAUGGCUACUGGUACUCCAGUCGGUAGCGCUACAAACAGUCCCCAUAAGAUUGAGAAUCGCAAGGUUGAGGAUCUGCCAAAAGUAGAUGCAUAGUUUGAAGAGUUUGAGUCUUGAGGCCUUGAUUUUAAUCUAAAUUUAAUAAAGAAUACCAGAUUUUCUUAAGGCGAUGUGCCCCUAAACUGGAAAUUAUGUUUUAGAUUAAAAAAAACAUAUUUGUUCAUAUUGAACUAGCAAUAGCAUCUAUUUUUACUUUUACCGUACUAACAGUUGAUAGUACCUCCGUAAGCAAAACGAAUUGUUCCCGGUUUUUUGAAUCGUUAGAAAUAGUUGGCUGCGACGAAAAUGUGAUAAUGCAAACUCGAUGUAAGCAUAUUUUAAAAUUUUGAAUUGUUGCAUUUUAAUAAACAUAAAAAAUAUAUUUAUAA